Castor canadensis (American beaver) is the source of this 1407-nucleotide messenger RNA. RefSeq names its product tripartite motif family like 1 (gene Triml1). Gene Ontology annotation, molecular function: protein binding. Lineage: Eukaryota; Metazoa; Chordata; Mammalia; Rodentia; Castoridae. The record is from RefSeq and is a predicted model, not a curated record.
AUGUCUGCAGCAGAUUUGAUGGAAAACCUCAGGGAAGAACUUACCUGUUUCAUCUGCUUGGACUAUUUCAACAGCCCAGUGACCACUGAGUGUGGGCACAACUUUUGUCUAAUGUGUCUCCUGAAGAGCUGGGAGGAGCAUAACACACCUUUGUCUUGUCCUGAGUGCUGGAGGACCUUGGGAGGCCCUCAUUUUCAGGCUAAUGAGCGACUGGGGAGGCUGGCUAACAUUGGCAGGCAGCUCAGAUCCCAGGUACUUCAGAAUGAGGAUGAAGCAAGUAGCUGCGGGAGAAUGCCAUCAGCCACUAGGGUGUUCUCUGAUGAUGAACAGAGUGUAACUGCUUUCUCAACUCAAAAUCAUGGAGUAAACCGAUUGUAUCUCUCAAGUGAAGCUGAGGAACAACACAAAGAGAAACUCCAGGAAAUCCUAAAUCUUUUGCGCAAAAAAAAGAAGGAAGCUCAGGCUAUUCUCACCCAUGAAAAGGAGAGAGUGAUCCUGUGUAAGGAAGAGACAAAGACCUUUAAACAGGUGGUUGUGUCAGAAUAUAUGAAAAUGCACCAGUUCCUGAAGGAAGAAGAGCAGCUCCAACUCCAGCUCCUAGAAAAAGAGGAGAGAGAGAACAUGAAGAAACUGAGGAACAAUGAGAUUCAGCUGACCCAGCAAAUCAGAAGCCUAAGUAAAAUGAUUAGGCAGAUAGAGUCCACAUGUCAGAACUCAACUUUGGAAUCUUUUGAGGAAGUCAGAGGAGCUCUGGAAAGGAGCGAGACACUCCUGCUUCAGUGUCCAGAAGCCACCAUCACAGAACUGAGUUUGUGUCGCAUCACUGGAAUGAGGGAGAUGCUAAGGAAAUUCAGCACAGAGGUAACUCUGGAUCCAGCCACAGCCAAUGCCUACCUUGUCUUGUCUGAGGAUCUGAAAAGUGUGAGAUAUGGAGGAAUCAGACAGCAGUUACCUGACAACCCAGAAAGAUUUGACCAGUCUGCCACUGUGUUAGGAGCUCAGAUCUUCACUGGUGGGAGACACUACUGGGAGGUGGAAGUCGGGAAAAAGACUGAGUGGGAAGUGGGCAUCUGCAAGGACUCUGUGAGCAGAAAGGGAAAUCUCCCAAAGCCCCCUGGGGACCUCUUCUCACUUAUAGGUUUAAAAAUUGGAGAUGAUUAUAGUCUCUGGGUCUCAUCACCUUUGAAAGGUCAACACGUCCGGGAGCCUGUGCAUAAGGUCGGUGUUUUCUUAGACUAUGAAUCGGGACAUAUAGCAUUCUACAAUGUGACAGAUGAGUCCCUCAUCUAUAGUUUCCCUUCAGCUUAUUUCCAAGAGGCUCUCAGGCCAAUAUUUUCCCCUUGCCUCCCCAAUGAAGGGACAAACACAGACCCUAUUACCAUCUGCUCAUUGGAUAGUCACAUCUGA